Messenger RNA from Westerdykella ornata, 1278 nucleotides. RefSeq lists its product as uncharacterized. The record is from RefSeq and is a predicted model, not a curated record. The transcript has 4 exons. Bases 187 to 1278 code for a protein of 363 amino acids. Lineage: Eukaryota; Fungi; Ascomycota; Dothideomycetes; Pleosporales; Sporormiaceae.
GCCUGUUCUCCUGGCUCUGAACAUGGCGAUCGAUUUUCUUUUUCUCCAGGGGCAUGUUUCCUUCACUUCGACACAGUAUAUGAUGUGGAAUAACGCUCUUUUGACGGCUCGCUCUCCUUGCCUCCAUUGCCACGUUCGUUUGCGAAUUUCUACUUGUACAAGAAAUCUAUCUAUUCACGAGAGACGAUGGUGACAGUUCCGAUUGAAAACAGCGGUCAAGUUGGCCUCAUUGUUGCGUCAUGCAUCUCAAUCUUCAUUGUUGCGGUUUCAGUAGCCUUGCGGCUAGUAGCCAAAUCAAUUAGCUCCGGAAUCGAUUACAGUGAAUACUGCAUUCUUGCAGCUCUGUUUUUCAACACGGCUCUGCACACAUGCUGCCUCCUUCUGGUAACACAUGGCGGCUUCGGUCUGCACGUGGUCGAUAUAUUUGCACGAUUUGGUCCUGAGACAGUCACAUUCUUUUUCAAAGGGAUCAUGGCUUUCGCCCUUCUCUGGAAUGCGACCAUCUGCUUCAGCAAACUCUCCGUUCUUUUGAUGUACACGGCACUGAUACCCGUACCCGCCAUGGUCAAGUGGGCUAGGGCCAUUGCUGCGCUCAUCAUCGCCUGGUGUCUCGCAGAUGUCAUGGCCGGUUUCCUGAUCUGUCGACCGCUAGCGAGAAACUGGGACAUGACGAUACCGGGAAAAUGUGGGAGUCAGCCAAAAUUCUACUUCGCCAUGGGUCUUAUCAACAUCAUCACGGACAUCGUCUUGAUCAUUCUUCCUAUGCCUUUCCUGUACAAUCUCCGCAUGGCGACAAAGAAGAAGCUCCUUGCUGCGAGUUUGCUCAGCAUUGGCAUCAUGACAUGGAUCAUCACCAUCUACCGACAAGUUGUCCUUCCUAGCCUGAACUUCGCGGACAUGACGCACGAAGGUGUCCUAGCCACUCUCCUCUCAGGCCUCGAACCUUCCAUCGCCAUUGUGCUCGCAUGUCUGCCUCUCCUGAGACCCUUACUCGGGAGAUCAAAUAAGAACAAGCCUUCGAGCUACGGAUACGGGAGCGAAGGUGGCAGCGGACUGUACUCGAAAAAACCGCACCGCAGUGGUCCCUUUGUGGAGCUGGACGAGGAGACUUCCGACAACGAUAACUCAUCCGAAGUGCGCCUGCAGCCCCUGAAGGGAGGAGAGCCGGUUGGAAAUAACCGGCAUGAGAUGGACACUUCUACCAUUGCUGUGGAGAGGAGGUGGGAGGUUACACACGAGGUUAAGGACCCGGCCGACCUGAGGUUAAGUAACGUCUAG